UUCUUCCUCAAGAAGCGAUGAAGAUGCUGCACUCGUCUGUGAUUCUGCUCACGCUGUCCGGUGUUCUCACUCAGGACAGUAAAUAUGGUGUGAACUAUCCGGAUAAUCCGAUCUGUGCUGUGAGAGGAUUCAGUGUUUCCAUUCCCUGUAGUUAUUAUUAUCCAACAUCAAAUCCCAAUAUUCAGGUGACACAAAUGCUUUGGUGCUCAAUGAACUCAAACACAGACGUGUGUGAAAACCCCCCGUAUGUUUAUAACAGCUCAUCAAUCACCACAUCAGACUUUGAGUACGCUGGAGACAACAAAUCAAACUGCACUUUGUUAAUCCACAAUGUACAGUUCAAUUAUUCUGGAGAGUACAAGUUCAGAUUUAUAACUGAUAUGACUGGUGGAAGAUGGACAGGUGUACCUGGAGCGAUUCUACAAGUUGCAGAUUUAAAGGUGUCACUAAUCAGGCUCAGUGGAAACGGAACCCUUAAACAAGGAGACUCGUUAAAUCUGACGUGUGAUGUGAACUGCACACAAAGUUCCUCACAGUUUGUGUGGUCUAAGAACAACGAGCGCUUAAAUACAUCAGGACCCGUUCUUCACUUUCCUGCUGUAACCGUGAGGGAUUCUGGGAAUUACACCUGCACUUGGAAAACCAGCAUGACGUCAGGAUCUAAAGCGAUCAGCCUUCUCGUCGAGGAUGACAACACUGAAAAUCCUGAAACUCCUGACCAUCCUGGUCAUUGGUCAGUCUGGAUCAUUGUUUUAGUGACAGCUGGAGUGAUUUUCAUGGUCUUAGCUGUCCCAGCUGUGAUUUACAUCAGGAGGAGGAAAUUUAAAGCUCCGGAAGACAACGGGGGGGAAAGUGGAGAGAAAACCCAGGUAUGA
This is a messenger RNA of Ictalurus furcatus (blue catfish), 875 nucleotides long. RefSeq names its product myeloid cell surface antigen CD33-like. Bases 18 to 875 code for a protein of 285 amino acids. The transcript has 5 exons. Lineage: Eukaryota; Metazoa; Chordata; Actinopteri; Siluriformes; Ictaluridae. The record is from RefSeq and is a predicted model, not a curated record.